UUUCACUCCAUGUUUUAUGUCGAUACAUUACGGGCCUAAGAAGUAGCACUUCACAGCAGCGAGCUGCCCUAUUUUUCGACCUCUUUGUUUCUUUGUACGCAACCCUCUCGCGAGGGAAUUGGGAAGAUGCCAGUGUGGGAUUAAGGGAGUCUGGAAAGGGAACGGAAAAUACCUUCAUGUUGGAAUCGCGACCCAUCUUGGUACUUUGUCAUCAUGCCUUUGGUCUGUUCUUGGCUUGCCGCAGCAAUUCUGGUUACAGUUACAUUUUUUUCACUUUUGCCUCGCCUUCUUCCUCUCAUUCUCACCCUCAUUCUUUCUCUCAAGCCACACAAGGCGAGGCGUCGAAAAAAUUGGCAAGGGCCAGGUCCGGGAUGGAUUGGGCGGUUGGACGGGUUAGGCGGCUUUGUCUUUUUAUGCGCUUAUUCCAUUUCUCUUUAUACUAUCAGGUCGGACAGGAAUCUUGAGUUGCUGGGAAAAGAGAACGGAAAGCUGUCUAGCCAAUGCGGAGCGUUCAGCACGCGGAACAACAGCAAUUGUUUGGGACGGAAUACCUUUCGUGCUGCUGCACAGGUAGCACUGUUGUAUGUAUCUAAGUCGUAGGAUGGGCUGGAUGCCCAGAUGCGGGAGCGUCCUGCAACACAAAAUGACAAUAAUUGUUCAUCAAAUUUUCGCCUUGAU
Molecule: messenger RNA, 678 nt
Organism: Ilyonectria robusta
Lineage: Eukaryota; Fungi; Ascomycota; Sordariomycetes; Hypocreales; Nectriaceae
Exons: 1
Coding region: 214-600 (128 amino acids)
Source: RefSeq, a predicted model, not a curated record